UCUUAUUCCAAGUAUUAGCUUUCUACCUUCCUCACUUGUUUCGCUCUCUCUUCUUCCAACAAGUGUUGCAUUUCAUAGAGAAAUUAAUAUGGGUUCCAAGUUUGCACAAGCACUUUUUGCAAUGCUGCUAAUUGCUUCAAUGGUGGCAUCUAGCGCAGCCAACAAGGAUUGGCAGCAGCGGAACUACACUGGCUGGGGUUUCAACCAUGGUCCAUAUCACCUCAACAAGACAGAAGGACCCAAAAAGAUCGUCGUUGGUGGCUCGGAAAACUGGCAUUACGGUUUUAACUAUGCAGAUUGGUCUCUGAAAAAUGCCUCAUUUUACGUCAAGGACACUCUAGUUUUCAAGUAUGAUCCACCAACCAACUCGACAGGUCCUCACAGCGUGUACUUGCUACCAAACCUGUGGAGCUUCAUACACUGCGACUUAAGCCAGGCCAAGAUGGUGGGAAGUCCAACACAAGGAGGCGGAAAUGGCUUUGAGUUUGUGCUCAAGAGCUGGCAGCCAUACUACUUCGCUUGUGGCGAGCAUGGUGGUGUUCAUUGUAAAGACGGAAUGAUGAGGUUCUUCGUCUUCCCAAAGCUUCGCGGUUGGCAUUACUGAGAGUUUGAGAUCUUCGCAGUCUCGCUAGUACAGAAAUUAAAGCAGAUAUAUACUUGUUUCUGGCCACAAUGGAAGCGUUUUCUUUUCUUUUGUAUUUGGUUUAUUAAUUUCCUUUGAGCAAAUAACAAGACUUGCAGAGUUUUGACAUAUACUUGGCGCGCAUUAUUUGGUAUAUUCGAUCAUUUCCUGUAUUAGUUCUUUGUAGAGAUGUGUACGUACUAAAAACAAUGUUUCUACAUUAAUUAUCGUAGCAUGUAUUCUUAAUUUAGAUUAUGCAGUAUAAUAUAUAUGUUUCUUCA
This is a messenger RNA of Fragaria vesca subsp. vesca, 903 nucleotides long. RefSeq lists its product as uncharacterized. The transcript is spliced from 2 exons. The record is from RefSeq and is a predicted model, not a curated record. NCBI's taxonomy places the organism in Eukaryota, Viridiplantae, Streptophyta, Magnoliopsida, Rosales, Rosaceae. Gene Ontology annotation, molecular function: electron transfer activity. Bases 89 to 604 code for a protein of 171 amino acids.